CAAAAAAUAAAGGAAAAUCCACUAGGAUUUAUUAUUGGCAAGGGCUGAAACUAAGCGAACAUUUUUGGUAAAAAGACAAAGCAACGAACCGUUACAAACUGAGAUUCCUUCCUUAUUCCAUUUCUACUUCUCAAUUUCCGGAUUCUUCUUAUUAUUCACCCUUCCAUUAACAGCUCUAACUUAAACAUUUUCCACAAUCUCUUUUGCUUUCUACAGGCUUCCGUCCUACUUUUCUCGUCUUCGCUUGAGGUUUUUCUGAAUUUUGGGUUUUCAGUGGAAUUAACAGCCCUUUUCUUGUUUUUGUUGGUUCUCGUUUUGAAAAGGAAAGGUGGAGAAAAGAAAAAAAAAAAUGGAUUAAUAAAUUGAAGAUAGUGGGGUUGGGUUUAGGUUUUUCUUCUCCGUAAAUCAAAAGCCCUUUUAGAGUGUAUGCUCAGAGAGGGGUUUAUCUUUCGACUGAUUUACGUCUUUUCUGCUGAGAAUCUGCACAAAAAUUAAUUGUGAUUACCGAUUUUGAGAGAACAGAAAGCGUAAAACAUGUGAUGGGCGAUGAAGCCGAAAUAUGGAGGCUAAAACACACACUUUGUGCCCAACAAAGGCUCCUUGAGAAACUCCACAAUGAAUUAGACGCCGAGCGUGAGGCAUCGGCCUCUGCCGCCAGCGAGGCACUAUCAGUUAUACUGCGGCUUCAGAGGGAAAAAGCUGCUGUUAAAUUAGAAGGCGAGCAGUACAAGAGAUUGUCGGAGGAAAAAAUAUCCCAUGCGCAGGAAUCACUAGCCAUAAUCGAGGAUAUAAUCCAUCAAAAGGAAAUGGAGAUAGCUGCCUUGGAUUGUCAAGUCCAGGCAUACAGGUACAAAUUGCUAAGCAUCGACUUUGGCGUUAGUGGCAAUGUGAAAUUCCCAGAAUGCCCUUCUCGUGAGAAUGGGAUUCAGAUUGAUUCGCAGAUGAGGAAAUUGGAUGAUCGGGUGAAAGAGAGUGAAUGCACGAUUAAUUCGUGUGAUUUUCCACAAACAAUCGCUGCCGAUUUGUAUGAAGUAGGCAUUGUGGAUGAAAAUAGUGCGAAAAAUGGUGUUGGUGUGGAUUUUCAUUGUCCGAGAGUGCUUGAUGUUUUUGAGGUUCCACACAUGGGAGGGAUAUGGGAAAACAAUGAGAAAAAUAUUGAGGAUAAAAAAUGGGUUAAUUGUGAAAAAGAGUUGUGUGAGCCGAGUUGUUUAUUGCUUAAUGGGACAUCGGAGAUUGUGAAAGUCGAGAAACCAGUGGAGUGUACUGCCAACAGAGAUGAAGAGCUGAAAUUGUUGAAAGAGAUCAAAGAGAGUCUAAAUUUGUUACAUGAGGAGAUUAGGGUUUUGAAGGUGAAGAAGGAAUCUUCAAAAAAGGAUGACCCAUCAUCUCUAUGUGCACUCUCAGAGGCAAUGCUUUACUUUUGGCUUUGAUUCUAAUAGCUGCUGGAGUGAGUGACAUCUGCUUCUAAUGGAUUCAUCAUGGUCUGUCUCCUGUACAUUUUAUCUGUAUAUAUCAAAAAGAUACCUGAUUGUGUAGAGUAGCUUUGUGAUUUUUUAUUUUUUUUUUUUUCAUCUCAUUUUAUGGAGGUUAUUGUGAUUUCUUUAUCCUUUUCUUUUUAAGUUUUCAGAAUUGUUUUGUAAUUUGAGAUUGUUCCCUGUAUACACUGAGUGAAUAUGUCCAUAGUCGAAAUUUCACUUGAUUAUUUUUUAAUAUAAA
Molecule: messenger RNA, 1716 nt
Organism: Striga asiatica
Lineage: Eukaryota; Viridiplantae; Streptophyta; Magnoliopsida; Lamiales; Orobanchaceae
Source: the annotation of a GenBank genome assembly